GCUGAGGAGCCAGGACCCCGAGGUUCUCCUCUUUGGGAAGAGGGGGCGCGGGGUGAGGCGCAGGAGAGAUUACUCGUGAGAAAUCUGCUGGGUGCCCAGCAGCCGCUGCUGCCCCUUUGAUGUUUUGGUUCUCCGUGCGCAUGCGCCUCACAUUAGAAUUACUGCACUGGGCAGACUAAGUUGGAUCUCCUGUCUUCAGUGAAACCUCAAUAAUCCCAUCAAAAAUAGAACCACUAAAGGGAUGUGGAGAGUAUGGAAAAGGGGCUACUUUGGGAUUUGGUCAUUCGCCUUGAUCAUCGCUGCCGUGUGCGCGCAGAGUGUCAAUGACCCUAGUAACAUGUCGCUGGUUAAAGAGACGGUGGACAGACUGUUGAAAGGCUAUGAUAUUCGUCUGAGACCCGAUUUUGGAGGUCCCCCUGUGGCCGUGGGAAUGAACAUUGACAUUGCCAGUAUUGACAUGGUUUCUGAAGUCAAUAUGGAUUAUACCUUGACAAUGUACUUCCAGCAAGCCUGGAGAGAUAAGAGGCUGUCCUACAAUGUGAUACCUUUAAACUUAACUCUGGACAACAGAGUGGCAGACCAGCUCUGGGUUCCUGACACAUACUUCCUGAAUGAUAAGAAGUCAUUUGUGCAUGGAGUUACUGUCAAAAACCGCAUGAUUCGCCUGCACCCAGAUGGCACGGUCCUUUAUGGCCUCAGAAUCACAACCACAGCUGCCUGCAUGAUGGACCUAAGACGGUAUCCACUGGAUGAACAGAACUGCACAUUGGAAAUAGAAAGCUAUGGAUAUACAACUGAUGACAUCGAGUUUUACUGGCGUGGGGAUGAUAAUGCAGUAACAGGCGUAACAAAGAUUGAACUUCCACAGUUUUCUAUCGUAGAUUACAAACUUAUCACCAAGAAAGUUGUAUUUUCCACAGGGUCCUAUCCUAGACUUUCCCUCAGCUUUAAACUUAAGAGAAACAUUGGCUACUUUAUCCUACAAACAUACAUGCCUUCCAUCCUGAUAACCAUCCUCUCCUGGGUUUCCUUCUGGAUUAAUUAUGAUGCUUCAGCUGCAAGAGUGGCAUUAGGAAUCACAACUGUCCUCACAAUGACCACAAUCAACACUCACCUUCGGGAAACUCUCCCUAAGAUCCCGUAUGUGAAGGCUAUCGACAUGUACCUGAUGGGGUGCUUCGUCUUUGUUUUCAUGGCUCUUCUGGAAUAUGCUUUGGUCAAUUACAUCUUCUUCGGGAGGGGACCCCAACGGCAAAAGAAGGCAGCUGAGAAGGCUGCUAAUGCCAAUAAUGAAAAGAUGCGCCUGGAUGUCAGCAAGAUUUUUUAUAAAGAUAUUAAACAAAAUGGGACCCAAUAUCGAUCCCUGUGGGACCCUACUGGAAACCUCUCCCCAACUAGACGGACUACCAGUUACGAUUUCUCUCUGUAUACGAUGGAUCCCCAUGAGAAUAUCUUACUGAGCACUCUUGAGAUAAAAAAUGAAAUGGCCACAUCUGAGGCUGUGAUGGGACUUGGAGACCCCAGGAGCACAAUGCUGGCCUAUGAUGCCUCCAGCAUCCAAUAUCGAAAAGCUGGAUUGCCCAGGCAUAGUUUCGGCCGAAAUGCUCUGGAACGACAUGUGGCACAAAAGAAAAGUCGCCUGCGGAGACGUGCCUCCCAGCUGAAAAUCACCAUCCCCGACUUGACUGAUGUGAAUGCCAUAGAUCGGUGGUCCCGCAUAUUCUUCCCAGUCGUUUUUUCCUUCUUCAACAUCGUCUAUUGGCUUUAUUACGUGAACUAAAACAUGGCAUCCCAUGCAAAGCAAGGACUAGAUUCCUCCUCAAACCAGUUGUACAGCCUGAUAUAGGACUUGGAAAACACAUCAAUCCAGGACAAAAGUGAUGCUAAAAUACCUUAGUUGCUGGCCUAUCCUGUGGUCCAUUUCAUACCAUUUGGGUUGCUUCUGCUAAGUAUUGAAUACACUGAGGUCCUUGUGGGUUGCCAGUUAAAAUGCAAAUGAUUUGUAUACCUGCUAGCAAGAUUGAACUUGAUAUUCUGUUUUAUCUGCUUAGUGUGCAGCUUGCUCAGCAACAAAAUAUGUAGAAGAUAUUCUUAAAAGACUAAGCAUUGCUGGUCAUUUCCUCAGAGGAGGCCAAGGCCAGUACUCUUCCCUCCAUUGCUAAGGUUGACAUGAAGUUGAGAUGGCACUGUGCUUAAUGAAACAUUAUCUGCCAUGCCAUGCAAACAUAUUACUUAAAGAUGAUCAGUUCUGUUCUUAUUAAGGUAAUAAUGAUAUCGGUGGAAGAAAUUCCUACUGGACUCUAGAAAAUUCUUAGAUGGGGCAGGAUAGGGGUGUCAAGGCAGACUUGAGGAACCGGUUGACCAGUCUCUGCUUGAACACAAAUAAUCAGCUAUUCAUUCUAAAACUUAGAAAUGGAGUGGCUUUGAACAUUAUGCUAUAUGGUGACCAAAUAAAUUUUUGAGAAGCAAUUAUUUUCCAGUUGGUUAAAAAAGAGUUAACAAUGCAAAGCAAAGUAGAAAAUCCAGAAGUGAUUAUUAUAGCAAGACCCUUAUCAGCUCCACACCCCUGAUCUAUAACACAUUCUGUCCUGUAGCAGAGUAUAAAAAGAGAGGACUAUUUUUCCAGCCUCACAAGCUUUUGGCCAAAUACCCAGAGAGGUUUGUGUAGUGUUUUUAGUC
Molecule: messenger RNA, 2679 nt
Organism: Ochotona princeps (American pika)
Lineage: Eukaryota; Metazoa; Chordata; Mammalia; Lagomorpha; Ochotonidae
Gene: GABRB2
Product: gamma-aminobutyric acid type A receptor subunit beta2
Exons: 11
Coding region: 242-1780 (512 amino acids)
Biological process (GO): chemical synaptic transmission; regulation of membrane potential; signal transduction
Cellular component (GO): GABA-A receptor complex; neuron projection; membrane
Molecular function (GO): extracellular ligand-gated monoatomic ion channel activity; GABA-A receptor activity; neurotransmitter receptor activity
Source: RefSeq, a predicted model, not a curated record